AUGUGGACAUAUUUAGAAAAUCUAUUGUACGAUCCAAAUUUGAAGAAGCGGCAACAGUCGUCAUCAUCUAUGGCAUAUGUCGUGGGAAUGGUAGCGGCAAUGGGAGGAUUUUUGUAUGGAUACGAUACUGGGUUGAUUAAUGAUAUUUUAGAAAUGAGGUUCGUGACAGACUAUUUUCCCUCCAACGGCUAUAGCUUUAAUACCCAUGAACGUGCACUUUUGACUGCGGUUUUGUCCAUGGGAACAUUCUGCGGAGCUCUCGUCGCACCUCUCAUAUCAGAUACGUAUGGACGUAAGUUUUCUAUCAUUCUUUCCAGUGCCAUAAUAUUCAACAUAGGCAAUAUAAUACAGAUUGCAGCCAAUACCGUAGCAUUGUUAUGCGUUGGUCGAGCGGUAUCUGGAUUAUCUGUUGGUAUAUUAUCAGCUAUAGUACCAUUGUACCAAGCUGAAGCUUCUCCAAAGUGGGUGAGAGGGUCAGUCGUGUUUACGUACCAGUGGGCAAUAACCUGGGGAUUUUUGAUUGCAAGUGCAGUUUGCCAGGGGACCCGUAAGAUGAAUAAUUCAGCAUCUUAUAGAGUUCCCGUAGGCCUACAAUUCCUAUGGGUACUUAUUUUAAGCGUAACAAUGCUUUUUCUACCAGAAUCUCCUAGAUUCCAUGUUCAAAAAAAUAACAUCGAAAAGGCAUUAAAAUGCCUUUCAAAGUUGAGAAGAGUUCCCACAGAUGAUCCAGACUUGAUUGAAGAACUAGUAGAAAUUAAAGCUAAUUAUGACUAUGAACUAUCGUUCGGUAACACUACAAUAUUAGAUUGCUUUAGAAGUGGAGGAGGAAGGCAUAAACAAGGGUUGCGAAUGGCAACUGGAAUAGGAAUAAUGACACUUCAGCAGUGUACUGGUAUAAAUUUUAUAUUCUAUUAUGGUGUCAGGUUUUUUUCCAGUACUGGAGUCAACCACUACUACAUGAUGUCGUUUGUGACUUAUGCGGUGAAUGUUUUAUUCACAAUACCAGGAUUAAUGUUAAUUGAUGUGGUUGGAAGGCGAAAAUUGUUCUUGGUUGGUUCUGUGGGUAUGUUUAUUAGCGAUCUCGUUAUUGCAAUCCUAGGAGUUUCCAUUAAUGACGUAGAGGUCAGCUCAAUAACAAGCGUCUCUUUUUCUUGUGUCUUUAUUGCGUUCUUCGCUGCCACCUGGGGUGGAAGUGCAUGGGCAUUGGUAUCAGAUAUUUAUGGUAUAAGUAUAAGACAGAAAGCAAUUUCAAUAACUGCUGCAACUAACUGGUUAGUCAACUUUAUCUUUGCAUACAUAACACCAUACUUGAUAGACACAGGAAAAGGUACUGUUGCUCUAGGAAACAAGAUUUUUUUCAUCUGGGGAGGGUGUAACUUCAUUGGGAUACUUUUCAGUUAUUUUAUGGUUUAUGAAACGAAGGGAUUAAUGUUAGAAGAGAUUGAUUUUAUGUACGUUACUUGCAAAACUGCCCCUUCAUCGACAAAGUUUAAGUCGCAAAAGAUUGACUACUCAAAAUUAGACCAUGGAAAUGUGAGACCAUUUGAAACGAAUCGCGAUGAAGUGGAGCUCGCAAAUUUAUCUCGAUCAGUUUCUUCUGUUGAUGAUUAUCAACAAUACUUAAACAGAAUGAGGGAUGAUACAUCAAUAUCAUCCUUUUCUAAACCGAGUUACAGAAAUAAUAGCCAGAGCAACAAUAAUAACAGUAGUAAGAAUAAUUACAACAACGGUCACAAUAAUCAAGGAGCUAAUUAUGGCAUCAGUCAAAGUAAAGACUUAGGCACUUUGAUAAAUGGCUUUGGAACAACUGUGAUCGCAACCCCCUUCUUCAAUCAGGGUCCCGAAGACAGCGACACAGACUACGAAACGGACACAGAAAGCGUUCCGGGAAAUAUUCACACAACUCAUGGAGAAUCAUAG
Molecule: messenger RNA, 1920 nt
Organism: Priceomyces carsonii
Lineage: Eukaryota; Fungi; Ascomycota; Pichiomycetes; Serinales; Debaryomycetaceae
Gene: HGT4
Product: glucose sensor
Exons: 1
Coding region: 1-1920 (639 amino acids)
Biological process (GO): transmembrane transport; carbohydrate transport
Cellular component (GO): membrane
Molecular function (GO): carbohydrate:proton symporter activity
Source: RefSeq, a predicted model, not a curated record